This is a messenger RNA of Cylicostephanus goldi, 591 nucleotides long. Lineage: Eukaryota; Metazoa; Nematoda; Chromadorea; Rhabditida; Strongylidae. The record is from the annotation of a GenBank genome assembly.
AUGGAGCCAAGAGAACGUGCAUUAUGUAAGUGCGGGGAGGCCAUCGGCGUUGAUUGCAUCUUGGAGAAUUGUCAGUGUCAUGCUUUUCCACCCUCUCAAUGUCUUCGAUGUCUAACCAAGAACGCUAGUCCGUUUCCUGAAGGAGAUUUUGAUUGGAGCAAAGCAGUACGAAGCGAAUACUGUUGCUCAUAUCGACCACUUUCCUACUAUCUCGUUGAUUCGAAAAAGACUGUAAUGGUUGGGUUUGCUGAUGUGAAAGACCUUCAUAUACAACGAAGCAAAGUGUUUACACUUCGUCGUCCAAGCUCCUUCCCAUCGCUUUUGGACUAUGUUGAUGAGGUCAGCUGCGAUCUACUGGAGUAUGGCUUAGCGCUUAUUGAAAUCGACUAUCUGAAGCGACAGGAAGAGUACUCUUCCGAAGAGGAAGAAGACGGUGAAGUUUGUGAUGGCCGCUGGAGGAUGCAGCGUGCUGUUCAUGAACUUGAUGGACAUUUGGAAAAGAUUAUUCGUGCUGCGGCUCGUUACAGCCUCAUCAUGGUAGUUAUGGCUAGUGAGAAGUCAUCGGUGUGUUAUCUGAAAGUCAAACCAUAG